ACCAAGCAUCACCUAUUUGUUUACGUUUCGUUGUUGUAUAUUGACGCAAGACGCGACAGAAGCAUGCGAGCCUCAUGUUAGGCAAUUUGUAAUAAUUCUGAAUGAAACUGGGAUCCUGACAGGGAAAAAACUGUUGAAAAUUUCGGUCAACGUGCUUUUGCUAUCGUUAACAGAGGCCGAAGGAUGGUAGACAGACAGCGAAACAGCCUUAGCACCACAGCUGCCAACAAUAAUAGUAGCUUGACAGUUGGUGCAAUCGAUAAUGACAGGGUCAUUUUUGAGGAAGAGGAAAUGCCCGGGGGACUUCGAGAACCUUUCAUCAAGUCAGGAUACCGGCGAGCUUACAGCACGCCUUGGCAGUGCUUGAAAAGCCUUUUCUACAUCAAUAAUGAGAGUGUUAACGUGUGGAGCCACAUCAUAGCGGCACUAUACUUCGCCGUACGCUAUGGAACGGCUGCAUCUACUCAGGUGGACUCAAUUUUAGAUCCUUUCAAUUUGCCACUUUUGGCCUCAGCCAUGGGAACUGUAAUUUUGUACUCUUCCAGUGCAACUGCUCAUCUUUUCAACUCCAUUUCUGAAAGAGGAUACAAAAUCUGCUUCUUUUUCGACUACGCAGCGGUCAGUUUUUACACAUUCACCUCGUGCCAAGCUAUGUUCUUCUAUGCUCGGCCAGUGAACUCUCAGUGGAGGAUCUUUGAAUCGCCAGCUUUUUACCUGAGCCUAGCAGCCCUGUUUUCGUUUCUUGUGACCUACGGUUGUUGCAAAACGGAUGCUGCAGUCAACAAGUUCAGCACUUUUUUGCGGAUGUUAUCAGUAAUCGCCGCUUGGAUUCACAGUACCUUACCAAUUCUGGUUGGCGCGACUCUUUGCACCUGUCACGUAACUGACAAGAGUUGUUGGUCCUCUUCCGCCUGUAGCAGUUUACCCGUUAGAUAUUACCUGCGUCACGCAUUUUACACUUUUCUGGCGGGUUUCAUGUACAGCACCAGGCUACCUGAACGCCUCAUUCCUGGAAGAUUUGAUUUGGUCGGGAACAGUCAUCAUUUUCUACACGUCUGUGUUGCCAUAGGAACAGAAUAUGCCUUCAAAAUGGUUGAAUUUGAAAUCAACGCCCGGAAAGCCAGGGGAAUGUUGGAAGAGACAACCGCGUACGUGUCCAUUCUCAACACCUUGGUCGCGGCCAUAUUAGUGAUGUUUUUGAACGCUUGUAUUGCAUUCUGGUUUUCUAUUACUCUUAAGCAAAAGGAAAGUUCUCAUAAAAACUAACCUGAGAGCAUGAAUUGGUCUCUUUAGAACUAAGUGACUAAGAAAAAAAUAUUUUAUUUAGGAAAACAUGCUUGCAAAAGAACCAAAUGAAAUAAACCUGUCCAACAGAAUCUAAAAGCUGCGAGGGGGUAUUUGAGAAUGUAAUGUAAAACGCUUUCAGUUUGUGCGCUAAGCAAUGCAAAAACCGCCGUUGGUGACCGUGUGGGAUUGUAUCUGUGAUGUGAACUAUCUUAAGUUCUUUACUGUCGGCUCUGAGGCUUUGUCAUAACCGUUUUUAACUCCUUAGCCGCAAAGAGUGACCAGCAUCUAAUUUCCCUUUACAGUAUUAUCCUUGAAUUACGCAUUAAGGUUAUGAGAAUAAAGGAAAUGAGCACCAACUAAA
Messenger RNA from Pocillopora damicornis (cauliflower coral), 1648 nucleotides. Its product is annotated as membrane progestin receptor gamma-B. Lineage: Eukaryota; Metazoa; Cnidaria; Anthozoa; Scleractinia; Pocilloporidae. Gene Ontology annotation, molecular function: signaling receptor activity. Gene Ontology annotation, cellular component: membrane. The record is from RefSeq and is a predicted model, not a curated record.